AUGUUGUUGCGUGUGUGUUGUCCGUCGUCUUUCUUCCACAUCCGACCGCUUCAUCUCUUCACUUCCUCUUCGAAACUCCCUUCUCUCCGCCGAGAGUUUCGUUUAGUUCCUUCCCGAUCUUCUUCUUCUUCUUCUUCCUCCAAUCGUAUGGAGUCUUCAUCUGCUUCGUCUUCGUCUCAGACGCCGGUAACGGCUUUGGAGACCGAUUCCUUAGCGAAGGAUCUGCAGAAUCAAAAUCUUGAUGAAGGUGGUAAGAUGAAACGGAAGCUCGAAGAUUUUAACUGGGACCACUCCUUUGUUAAGGAGUUGCCUGGUGAUCCCAGAAGCGAUGUUAUUUCCCGUGAGGUGUUGCAUGCUUGCUAUUCAAAAGUUUCACCAUCAGUACCAGUAGAUGAUCCUCAGCUUGUAGCAUGGUCUGACUCUGUUGCUGAGCUAUUGGAAUUAGAUCCUAAAGAAUUUGAAAGACCAGACUUCCCUCUCCUACUAUCUGGUGCUAAACCUUUGCCAGGAGCAAUGCCUUAUGCACAGUGCUAUGGAGGACACCAGUUUGGGAUGUGGGCUGGACAACUAGGUGAUGGUCGUGCCAUAACUCUUGGAGAAGUUUUGAACUCCAAAGGUGAAAGAUGGGAGCUUCAGCUUAAAGGUGCGGGCAAGACUCCUUAUAGCCGUUUUGCUGAUGGGCUUGCUGUGCUGCGUAGUAGCAUCAGGGAGUUCCUUUGCAGUGAAGGUAUGCAUUUUCUUGGUAUCCCUACCACUCGUGCACUUUGUCUCCUCACUACAGGUCAAGAUGUCACUCGCGACAUGUUCUAUGAUGGCAAUCCAAAGGAAGAACCUGGCGCAAUCGUUUGCAGGGUUUCUCAGUCAUUUCUCCGCUUCGGCUCAUACCAAAUACAUGCUUCUAGAGAAAAAGAGGAUCUUGAGAUUGUUCGGAAGUUGGCAGACUAUGCCAUCAAACAUCAUUUUCCACACAUAGAGAGCAUGAACAGAAGCGACAGCUUAUCUUUCAUAACCGGCAAAGAAGAUGAUUCCGUUGUGGAUCUAACAUCGAACAAGUAUGCAGCAUGGGUUGUUGAGAUUGCGGAGCGUACAGCUACCUUAGUGGCAAGAUGGCAAGGUGUAGGCUUCACUCAUGGUGUGCUCAACACUGACAAUAUGAGCAUUUUGGGUCAAACUAUAGACUAUGGUCCGUUUGGGUUCUUGGAUGCUUUUGAUCCGAGUUUCACCCCAAACACGACAGACCUCCCUGGAAGAAGAUACUGUUUUGCAAAUCAGCCUGACAUCGGCUUGUGGAAUAUUGCCCAGUUUGCUAAGUCUUUGGCCGUUGCUGAGCUGAUAAAUCAAAAGGAAGCAAAUUACGCCAUGGAGAGGUACGGUGAUAAAUUCAUGGAUGAGUAUCAAGCCAUAAUGUCAAAGAAGCUUGGUCUGUCCAAGUAUAACAAGGAUAUCAUCAGCAAACUUCUGAACAAUAUGGCUGUUGAUAAAGUCGAUUACACAAACUUCUUCCGCCUUCUUUCAAAUGUCAAAGCAGACCCCAACACACCCGAAGAUCAGUUAUUGAAACCCUUGAAAGCUGCUCUCUUAGACAUUGGAAAAGAAAGAAAAGAAGCUUGGAUCAAAUGGGUGCAAGCGUAUAUACAGGAGGUGAGUGGUAGUGACACAUCAGAUGAAGAAAGAAAAGCAAGAAUGGAUUCAGUGAACCCUAAGUACAUUCUAAGGAACUAUCUCUGUCAAAGCGCAAUAGAUGCAGCUGAACAAGGCGACUUCUCAGAGGUCAACAACUUGAUCCGUCUCAUGAAAAAUCCUUAUGAGGAUCAGCCAGGGAUGGAGAAAUAUGCUCGGUUGCCUCCAGCCUGGGCUUAUAGGCCAGGCGUCUGCAUGCUUUCUUGCUCCUCCUAG
Eruca vesicaria subsp. sativa (arugula) is the source of this 1896-nucleotide messenger RNA. Lineage: Eukaryota; Viridiplantae; Streptophyta; Magnoliopsida; Brassicales; Brassicaceae. The record is from the annotation of a GenBank genome assembly.